Molecule: messenger RNA, 768 nt
Organism: Penicillium brevicompactum
Lineage: Eukaryota; Fungi; Ascomycota; Eurotiomycetes; Eurotiales; Aspergillaceae
Exons: 3
Coding region: 1-768 (255 amino acids)
Source: RefSeq, a predicted model, not a curated record
AUGUCUUCAAGCCACCCAGAAUCGGGCAACCCAAAGCCUGACCAACCAACCCAGACUCCGGCGCCACAACCAACAGCGCCUACAGAGCCCCCGACCCAGCCAGACCUGACCGCUGACGCUUCAACUCCUUCGGUCGAUCCACUUGAGCUCCCUGGCGACGACGUAUCCGCGAACCAGAACCACCCCGCAACUGGCCUUGGUGGCGAAAACGCCGCCCCCGUGACGACGACCACCAAUCCCCACUCCUCCGCGCAACCUGCAACUACAUCGCCAUCAAUGGAUACCGAAGAGCCCAAGAAUGUCCACGAGUUAUCCUCUGAGCAUUCGGACGAUGGCUCGGGGAAGGAGGUCAAGGAUGCUGGCCCGUCGCUGGUGAUAACGCUCCUGUUGACCACGGGCUCGCGCCAUCCGUUCACAAUCGACGGGAAGUAUCUACAGAAGCGAUCGGUGAAUGUGGAGAACAAUGACCCGUUCUUAAUGAGUGUGUACACUUUGAAGGAGUUGAUCUGGCGCGAGUGGCGCUCUGAUUGGGAAACUCGCCCCUCUUCGCCAAGUGCAAUUCGACUUAUCUCGUUCGGCAAAUUGCUGGAUGACAAGUCUCCUCUGUCUGACUCCAAGUUCAGCAAGGAACACCCAAAUGUCGUCCAUAUGACCGUUAAGCCGCAAGAGGUUGUCGACGAGGAGGAUGCAAAGGGCGCAAAGGCGCAAUACAAUCGGGACACUGAAGCCAGCGAGCGGAGCCCGGGAUGUCGCUGUGUGAUCCUCUAA